This is a messenger RNA of Porites evermanni, 1693 nucleotides long. Lineage: Eukaryota; Metazoa; Cnidaria; Anthozoa; Scleractinia; Poritidae. The record is from the annotation of a GenBank genome assembly.
AUGUCUUCCGAGAGCCCCCCACACCUUGAAGAAGAACCGCGGUGUGCGUGCAUGGAGAAGGAAUAUAUUCAAAGCCUCAAUAAGCGGUUUGCGUCGUACGUUUCUCGGGUGCGACAAUUGCGGAGUCUAAGCGGCAGUGGAGCAGGAGAGAGUAGUAGCCUUUAUAGCGUUAGCCUUGCAAACACGUCAACUGUGAAGAUACAAGAAAAUCAGAUCACUGCAUUAAAAACCAUGUAUGAGCGUCAGCUUGAAGAACUUAGGACCAAAUUGGGAGAAAUUACUCGCGAUAGAACCCAGCUUCAGCUGGCUACCACCAAGAAUACUGGUUUGAUAACCGAGCUACAGACCCGGUGAGUAGACAACAAACAAACUUUUAGCGAAGCUUUGUUAAGCGUUCACCCUCCAGAUCGUGAACUGCUAUGUUAAGGGGUCGCGGGAAUCAUCUCCCUAAUUUCUGUAAACUGCUCUGAAUUAACCGGUCACCAUUAUAAACCAAAAUAAACGGUCCGAGGUCACAUUAUUUUUCUCUUCAACUCUAUUAAACGUUCACUUUGUCGCGAUGCACCAUUUUUAAAAGUUUAAUAGAUACACUGUGUCUGCACGGCGUUUAGUGAUCUUGUAUUUUUUUUCCUUUUUAUUUGGCACAAGAAGAGGUAGAAACACUUUGAGGUCAGUUUGUCGUGUGUUGGCUAUUUCGCUUUGUUGCCAUCGUAAUUUGUCUUAGCUGGUUUCCAGUCAAGCGUGUAUUAAACAGCAACCGACCGUUCGAGGUUUUACUGUACAAAAGUUCAGUUAACUCAUUUAUAUCCCCCGGUAACAAUUACAGCUCAGUUUUCCAUGAAAAUCUCAACAUUAAUUCGUUGGCAAGACGUUCUUUUCCUUAGCGCAGCUAUCAUCCAAGCGACCGGAAUUGGUAGGCACGAAUAAUUUCGCAUCUCAGAUACAACACAUUUUCUAGACAAUAGAUCAUGACUUGCUACUCAUAGCGAUAUUGGGUCUUUUUGACUUUGGUACAGUUUUAAGCAUAGUUAUCCAGUUUAGUUUAGAUAUUUGAUCUUCUUCAAAAAUCAAGUUAAUAUUUAAAAGGAUACACAGCUUUAAAACAAGUACGAACCUUCGACGACAAAUUAAACCUUACUAGAAUAAAAGCAUUUCGUGUUGACGCUCUCAGUAAUCAGAUCUAUGAAUUCAAAAUUUGACCUGAGAUCAGGAUCUAUUUUCCGUUCGCUUGGUAAGUCAAAUUCCGGAAUUCCCAGGCGAAAGAGAAAAUUUAGUAAUGUGGCAGCUGCUAAAAUUAAAUUGGGUCUGAUCCGGUAUGUGUUCUGGGGUAAUUGUACUCAUUUGACGGUAUCGCGGAAAUUACUUCUUCUUACUAUACAUGUAUAUGAACACUUUAAGGCUUGAGAAUGAGGCGAAUAUCCGGAAAAAGCUGGAAGAAGCUUUGAAAGAUGCCCAACGAGCUAUCGCAGACAAGGAAGCUCUCUUGCAAGAUGCACGAAAUGAAGCUGCCCAACGGGAGAAUGCUCACAUUGAGACCAAACAAGAUAGAGAUGGUCUUCUGGCUACUCUGACACGAACUCAGCAAGCUUUAGAGGUGGAAAUGGCGGCAAAAGAUGAAUUGCAAAAUCUAGCAAAUGAGCUUAAGCCUGAGCUUAAGGAAAAGUUCCAUUUUCAGCAACAGCUUUCUGAGAAG